UAAUUGUUUUUUUAUUUAAGUGCAUCUGAAAAAAAAAUGUUACUCCUAAUUAGCUCAUAAUAAUAUUCAUUUAAUUGGCCAGUUAUCACUAUAAAACACACCCGUGAUGGCGUGUUGUGUUUUGGUCGAACAGUGUGGGAGCAGGAUGCAGCGAUUUAAAUUGUAUUUAGUUUAUUUGUUUAUAUUAUUUUAAAAGUUUCGUUACUGUUUUUCUGUUUAACCAAAAUGACAGACUUUCACCGGCUGAAUUCCGCGUCUAUGAAGAAUACCGAAUGUGUUUGUGACCCGUUUCACCGAAGAAAGGUCUGUGUAUAUGUUCCACUGGAGGACAUGGCUGCCCAGGUGAACAGAAGAGGAUCCUGGGCGUUGUAGUUUCAGGACAGUGGAUGCUUCUACUUUGUGUCCUUUUUUUUAAUUUAGUAUUUUUUUAAUUUAGUAUUUUUUUAAUUUAGUAAUCUCCAAUUUAUUUUAUUUUCUCCCAAUUUGGAGUUUUUAGAGUGGCACAAGCAGGCAUUCGUAGGCUAUGUGAUGCUAGCAAUGUGAUUUAUAUAGUUGAAGGUGUCAACUAUUUAAAGAAAAAAACCAAAAAAACUCUAAAUUACAAAAUAGCAUUUACUAUUUAAAACAUAUAACUGACCACCUAUUUUCCAGUUCAAUUUUAAAGUGUUUUGGAUUUUUAUUAGUUUCCUUGACGACCGUCCCUGCGUGUUGGUAUCAAACACGCGAUUGGUUAUAAUUCAGCAGCCAUUUAAACAUCAAAAGAAAACAAAAGUAAAACCGAAACUGCAGCAGCUGAUAGAAAACAAGUAGAAGGGCAGGAUACAUCUGUUUGGGACUCUCGAACUUCUAUUUACAAAUGGAAGUAUUUUAGACACCGGAACUUCUAGGGCAUACAAUGCAGAAUAAAUAUAAUGGAUGCAUUAAUGCAAACUACUUAAUGUUGCAGCUGUAGAGCUGAGAGACUUCUGCUGUCUACUGGCAUCAAACAUCCGAUUGACUAUAAAUUACAACAGCAGCCAUUAAACGUUAAGGGGGAAAAAGUGAGUUAACUUUGUCACAAGCUCUAAAGAAGCUCUUACACUGCGGGCUGAACACAAGAUUAUUCUGUUUGGAACUAGGCUGCUGGACAUAUAUUCAUAGUUAACAAGAAUAUUGUUUUUGGUCAGUGGACAAAAAAAAACCUUUUCCUGCAGAAUGAAACUUUUCGUCGUUGGGCUGAUCUUAUUGGUUGUUAAACGUACCGGCGGGAGUCUUGUGAAAAAAGUCACAGGGGUCCGCGGCAGUGACGUCUGGAUCGAAUGCAUGUUUGACGCUGCCAGGAUGAGCCAAGACUGUAUGGUGGCACCGCUGUGAGAAUUCAGACUGCACAAAGAUCCAACACUUCAUUGGUGGCGUGGAUCAGCUGCAGGACAGGGCAGCCUCCAGGACGGGGCGGGUUUACCCGGAUAAAUUGAGAGAGGGAAAUGCCUCUCUUUUCAUUGAGAACGUGCAGAUGUCUGAUGAGGGGCUUUAUAAAUGUACUGUCGUAUUGAGAGAACGUCCUGACACUAAAAUCUCUGUUUUAACUGUUCUAGCUUCUUAUGAACCCCCUCAGUUGACAGAAGCCCUGGACACUCGCUCCUUCACCUGCUCUUCUAGAAAUGGUUUCCCUCCUGCGCUGGUGACCUGGACUGGUGGCAGUGGGAUGAAUUACACUCCGGAUUCCGUCACGCAGCACACACUGAAUCCAGAGGGGCUGUAUGAUGUUGUGAGUAAAUUAACAAGGAGUUUUACUGAAGAGGAAACAGUCUGCUGUACAGUGUGGAACCAGCCUCUCCAAGAACACAAAACCAACUGCAUGCGAGUCACUCCAGGACAAGAGACCGAUGAUCAGCACAUUACAAUGACAUCAACCCUAAUUCCUGUUGCCCUUUUCAUCCUGGCUUUUGUUGGGUUCAUGAUAUACCGGUAUCUCAAAGGACAACAGAAUCGAGCCAGAAUGCGGAAGAGGAUUUUUAGUUGCUCAAACCACACGGUCAUUGUUCUGAUUGGGAGACCACACCAUGCGGUGCCAUCGGUCAUCAACUCCUGUGUGUUUGCCUACAAGGCUGAAGAACCCUUUAAAAACUUGGCUGGUGCUGACAAGGAACCCCCUUAUUAUGCCCAGCCUGAGGAGGUGCCCCUGACAGAGCACAUCACCUUCACCAGAGCACUGCUGGAAAAGGAGGACCGGUUCUGGACGGACGAAAGGGAGGCCUACCUGGACAAGUGGAGAAAGGAAGCCCAGAGUCACAGACACCCUUUUGUGUUUGUGCACAGUUGCAUCAACAAGCUGACAGCAACAACCAAAGAUGAAAUUCAAAAACUGUUUGAAGACGUUAAAAGUGUUACAGGCUCAUACCCUUUCACUGCGCUGACCAUGAAGAACUUUGAAAAUGCAGAUGAUCUGGAACCUUUCUUCAAGGAUCUGGGGAGUAAACGGGUGUUUUCAUUUCACAACUACACGAUACACGACCCCAAGAGAAAUGCACAGAGGGAUGAGGAGUUUUUGGAUUUCAUGAAUGCCUGUAUUGAUGAGGCUGUUGACACAAAAUCUGAGACGGUGCCCUUAAUAGAGGAUAAUUGAUGUAUCCUUCACACACACACUGUAUCCUGGAAAACAGUACAGUAUAAGUCAUUCCAUUUAAAAAUAGUCUGGGAGGGUUUUCUGUCGACACACAAUGGCAUUACUACGUGGCAACCGCCACACAAUGUGCUGCAAGAAGCGCAGGACCUGCUCAUUCUUAAAUGAAUGCCAGUAAUCCUAGUUCACGUUCAAUGCAUCUUGUUUAUCUCCAUAUAUUCUUUUUGUUGCCUAGUUUUUUAAAACUCCUUUGGCAUCUAGUAUAACUCAUGUCUUGGUACCCUUUUAUAUUAGGGUUAAAACAGCAUUUUUCUGGCUAUGCACGGUUGUAUUUGGCCCCUUCUGCUAUCCGUAGUUGGGGGCGGAGCUUCCUUUGUUUUUGGAGCCUGUUAGUGGUAAGGUAUAAAAGCACAAAAAAGCCAGUUAUUGGGGUGACUUGCUGUUCCUGCUAUGGUUGAAGAAAGAGAACGUAGUUUUUUUUUUCUAAAAGCUUUUAAAAGUGUUAGUCUGUGUGUUGCAUGCAGCUGUUUUUUUGUUGGUCAGCGUAUUUAUCCUAACGGUUUCAAUAUGUGUUUGGACUAAUAGCGCAACAGACAUACCGUUAUACUAACAUGCACGUCUUUCGUUUUUGAAAAGUUUCACGUGCCGUUUUCUCUAACAACCCCUCGGUUUGAUUUAUUAAUUUUGCUACUUUGAAUCACUGUUAAAUUGCUACGAACCAAGAAUACAUUUCAACCAUAUGAGAUUCCCAGCGGGAUAUGAACUGUAGGAGCUACACAGCUGAUUCACUAUGACCGGGUGAGAUCAAACCUUUUUUUUAUUUCUGCUAGGUUGUGGAUUACAAAAAUGGCCAUUAAGUUUUUGUUUAAGAGCAUUUUUUUCCUUUAUUGAAUCUGUGGCAGGGCAGAAGCCCUGAAUGUGUAAAUAUGAAAGUGUGUGUUAGAUAUGGCAGGGCUUCCAGCCCUGGUUGUCUUGGGUGUGUUUUUGGUGGUGGUGGUUGGCAGGGAUAGGGUUAAUUCCUAUCCCUGCCAAAUACAUGUGCAGAGUGUAGCCAGGUGUUGAUUGCAUUAUUCGUUCUCAAUCAACCCUGGCCACAUGGUAUUUAAGGGAGCUAAAGAACUCCAUUUAGGCAGAGAGCCUAAGAGAGACACAUGCUCCUGAACUGUUUAAAAAACUUCACUGUGAUAGCACUGCUUGGGUGACGGUUUGUUUGUUCAUUUUUGUGGUACGCGAUUGUUUUUGUUACAACCUUUAUUUUGCUCUGAGCUGGGUUUUGCUUUCUUAUUUUUGUUUAAGAAACCUGCACAGUAGUGCUUAAACUGCAGUUUUGCUGUCACAGACUCUUUGUCCACCCAGCCACCCUGUCACAGGAUCUCUUAUUUUUGGGGAACUGUAUUGAACUUUUAUUUAUUUUUUUAACUUAUGUUUGCUGUAAGACCAAGACUGAAACACUGACGUGCAAAUAUUGCUGUACAGAUGUAAUGUGCAGCCGCACAGAUUUUCUGAAUAAGCAGUCUAAUUAUUUAGAGGCAGAUCUUUGUUUUGUUUCUGUUUCCUUUCCUCUUAAAUCUAUUCAGCAAUGUUCGGUAGAAAAGGCUUGUCUUUCUAACCGGUAUUAUGUUUGUAGCUACUCAGACACGUGAUAUUUCUCUCUUCUACCAGCUGCAAUGGUUUUGUUUAACAUUGAAAGGGUGGUUUGUACUUUGAAAGUUUUCUGAUAAUGUUUAAGUCCUACUACACUGAGUUCUCCAUGUACACACGUUUCAUUACUGCUAUAUUUGCCAAUAGUAGUAUAUAAUAAACCGAUGCUGUUAAAGUUUACUCUCUUGGUUCCUGUGAAAUCCUUGUUUUAUGCUGUACUGAUUUAGUUGCUGGGAGCGUAGUAUUUGAUUUAUGCUCGGUGUCAGUAUACAGCUAUUACCUAGGUGUUUAGUUGCUUUACACUGGGUAAGUUUGUUACAAGGUGAGUAAUACAAACUAAGGUUUAAUGUACUUGUUUUUGUGAACACGAUCACCCAAGAACCCGAGGGUGUCCUCGGCUCACCGCGCACCAGCGACCCCUAUGGUCUGACCGGCACCUGCGGGCUUGCCUGUAAGCUGCCCAGAGCUGUGUUGUCCUCCGACGCUGUAGCUCAAGGUCGGCUGUAUGGCGGGCCUGCAGAGUGAAAAGAAGCGGUCGGCUGACGGCACACGCUUCGGAGGACAGCGUGUGUUUGUCUUCUCGGCUCCCGAGUCAGCGCAGGGGUAGUAGCGGUGAGCUGAGCCUAAAAAUACAAUUGGCCAUUUCAAAUUGGGAGAAAUUGGGUAAAAUUAUUAAAUUAUAGAAAAAAAAGUUUUAUCGAAUGUGUUCUUUUCCCAAGCUGGGAAUGAAGUCUCCCGCAGAGAAGUUGGAGACUUUUUGGUUUUUUUUCCCCGUUUCCAGUAUAUGGCGAAUCAUUCAACUGCCAUGGAACGUGGUUUUUAACAUUAUUUACCAUACAUUAUUGAGAAUAUCCAAUGCUUGGAAUAUAGGGGGUGUCCGUCUGUCCGUACACCCCUUCAUGUGUAUGUCACACUUGCAUUUGUUAAUGAAUCUGCAGAACAGCUUCUCCAAUUGUUAAUAAACAUGUCAUUGCCAUUUCUUAUUCUAUACUGUCCUGUACAUACUGUUGAUUAAAUGUCAUGGUCGUCAAUGGUAUUUUUUAUAUUUGUUUACGACUGUAAGUCGCCCUGGACAAGGGCAUCUGCUAAGAAAUAAAUAUUAUUAUUAAUUUCAUCUGUUGUACGUUUCCUUAGAAAAUUCAAGAUCAGGAAAUGGACUGUUAGUGGUACUAAAUAUUACAAUUUGAAUGAAAGUU
Messenger RNA from Acipenser ruthenus (sterlet), 5439 nucleotides. RefSeq lists its product as uncharacterized. NCBI's taxonomy places the organism in Eukaryota, Metazoa, Chordata, Actinopteri, Acipenseriformes, Acipenseridae. The transcript is spliced from 9 exons. The coding region runs from base 1493 to 2605 and encodes 370 amino acids. The record is from RefSeq and is a predicted model, not a curated record. Gene Ontology annotation, biological process: cell surface receptor signaling pathway; cellular response to lipopolysaccharide; immune response. Gene Ontology annotation, cellular component: external side of plasma membrane.